Messenger RNA from Penicillium verhagenii, 786 nucleotides. RefSeq lists its product as uncharacterized. The coding region runs from base 1 to 786 and encodes 261 amino acids. The transcript has a single exon. The record is from RefSeq and is a predicted model, not a curated record. NCBI's taxonomy places the organism in Eukaryota, Fungi, Ascomycota, Eurotiomycetes, Eurotiales, Aspergillaceae.
AUGGCUUAUAUAUCCCUCUACAACUCCCCAGACACUGGUCAGGGUGGUGUGUGUCCUACCAAUGCUGCUUCCUCACAGCUAGUGGUAAGCAGCCAGGAGCUAGGGUGCUUCAAGCUCCCAACUAGAAUAUCUAGUUACACGUUCGACACGAUGACGUUCAUGGACAAUGUCGACGUCGAGCUCGAGAUCGUGUUUUCGCCAUAUUCCAACUGCGCACCAACCUCCGAGUCUACAUCAGUCAUAGACACAAACAGUGUUGUCAGCUGGCGCUGUAAAAGCCUAGAGCAGGCAGCCACCCACUACCGUGUUUCAAAGGUUUCCAAUGAAAAGCGGGAUGUCGCAAAGCCGAGAUCCGCCAUUCUUGCACCAAGAGGGGUUCCGUUGACGGAAUCCAAUGCCAAUGGUAUGAUCUACAUUUUUGGAAAUACGGUUUAUCGGGUUUGCGGAGUCUAUUGGAGAUAUCGGGGAAUGUCUUCUAUAUUUCCACCUGUGACCCCGUUAAUGGUUACCAGACUUGCUGUUGCCGUCUUCCUGAGAUACAACCCUCAAUUGUUGUAUGGACAGGUAAAUGAUUUCGCAGCGGAUGGAUCAUUAUACGCGAGCACACAGUGGCACUCAACCGAUUUUAGCUUCCAUCCUAUUGCAAUGGCGGCGAUCCUCUUGGAUGUUGCGGCCGGAAUUCCACUUGAAGACCCGCCGUACGACGUCGAUGUCUUCGUUACGAACACAAACCUCAACACACCCGACGACAGCUCGAUGCAAUUCUUUUGGCUUUACGGUGGAUAG